Metopolophium dirhodum (rose-grain aphid) is the source of this 1296-nucleotide messenger RNA. RefSeq lists its product as uncharacterized. The record is from RefSeq and is a predicted model, not a curated record. The transcript is spliced from 4 exons. Bases 367 to 1296 code for a protein of 309 amino acids. NCBI's taxonomy places the organism in Eukaryota, Metazoa, Arthropoda, Insecta, Hemiptera, Aphididae.
UCCACCAUCACACACACUCCACCCGGCCCGACCACCACCACCCCACCUGGCAGUUCACCACUCCACCCCGGCAGACCGCCACCACCGCCACUCCACCGUCACACACACUCCACCCGGACCAACCCCUCUCCACCCCCGCCAUACCACACAGCACAACUCUAUCACGCGUUAUCACAAUACAAUUAAUAUGUGUACGUCAGAAAGUAAUUAUUUAAAAAAUAUUCGUGUAUAAUGUUCGGCUGUCCACCCCCCCACUACCUCGGCAGACCACCCUACCCCGUAUAGCUGUAACCCCGACUGAAACACGCGCAAUCUUCAGUCGCAGUUUUCCUUUCAUAGUGACAAGUUGUAACACAGUGUAUAAAAAUGGCUUCAAGCAGUGAACGGGUAUACAAAUAUAUUGCGCCUGAACCACCGGCCGAACUCAUCGACUGUACCAACUACACAAUCGAUUUUGUAAACCGCAAGUUUUUACAAGUCGGCAUCGAUCCUACACAUGAGUUCAAUGUCUCUGUACGUAUAAUUACUCCGUCGCGUUUUGUAAACAUUUCCGUGGACUUUUUGAAACGUAUAUAUUCAUUGAUGGGGCAUAUUCUAUCACAUAUACUGGAUACUACAGUAAAAUACAAAAGAUUUAUUUUUCUGGAGAACGAAUUUGUUUUGCUUACGUCUAUGAUAUAUAGAGGGGAGUGUAUGUUGGUGAUAGAAUCAAAAGUUGAACAUGGAUGUAGAAUUUUAUUAAGUCCGAAAGAACUAAUGGCAAUUCAAAACAUGGAGUGGACUAUUUUCGAAACCGUAAGCAGAAAAACGAUGGUCGUACGGCCAAUGAUUCUAUUACAACUUGAUCAGAUAACGGAAUAUUUUAAAAAUGAUUAUAAUAUUGAAAAAGACGCGACACUCGAAGAAUUUGUAGCAAUAAUCAAAGGAAUUCAAAUUGAAUUAAUAUCUAAACAUGUACCGAAGAACAAAUAUAGUUUUAUAAAUCAGAUAAAACUGCUUGCAACUGACCAACUAGCAAUCGGAUGGAUGGAGAAACUUAAUAAAUCAUUAAAAGGUGUCGAAGAAAAUUACGGUCCGGAAGAUUUCUUCUCGCCUCCGUUUACUCAGAGUUGUAUGUCUCGGCCAUGCAAACAGUCAAAGAAGACGGUGAACGAUGAAUACGAUGGACCCGCCCCAGCCAGAGACGAAACAAAAAAUUUAAAAGAUUUUUUCGAGACAUAUGAUUCAACGAUGACUCCAAUAGAAGCCGACAAUAUAGCAGACGAAAACAAUUGUUUUUCUCAAUAUUUGUUUUGA